Molecule: messenger RNA, 666 nt
Organism: Theileria annulata
Lineage: Eukaryota; Apicomplexa; Aconoidasida; Piroplasmida; Theileriidae
Exons: 1
Coding region: 1-666 (221 amino acids)
Source: RefSeq, a predicted model, not a curated record
AUGAAAUUUUGUGAAUUACCAAUAUUGUUAACAACAGUAAUACGUCCAGUUCAAAUUUGUAAUCAAAUACCAUUGAGAAAAGCACCGAAACCAAAAACUAAACCAAAACCAAAACAACAAGAAACAGUUGGAGUAACAAGAUAUUAUCCAUAUAUUCCACCAAACCUAAUAGUAGAUACAGUAAACUCACUAAAAGAUAAAGAAAGCUUAUCAGAGAUCCUAGAUCUCAUUUUCAGCCCAUUGUCGCCAUCGGAUACAAUAGAAGAUCGCAAACUGUACCAAAAAACAUAUAAUAUUUAUCAAUUGUAUAAGAAGAAAAUCAUAGAAAAGUAUAAAGAAAGGGAAUCCUAUGUAAAAUCACAAAUGUUCGAUGCAAUUGAAAAUCUACCAGAAAAUCUAUACGACGAAACAGUCCAAUCAGAAACAGAACCAAUACCAGAGGAAUUAACAUUUCAAAAAGCAUAUAGAGAACAACUAAUUAAUAAACAUUUAUCAGAUUACGAAAUAGAAAAACUCGAUACAUUUCGAAUGUUAAUGUAUUUAAGAUUCCCACACACGGAAACGAAACUAAAGAACCCAGGAUUAUUUUGGCUGGAAGAAAAGAAAAUGAUAUCAAGACAGAAACAAGCAUCAUUGUUAUCAAGAAAUUCUAAAUCAAAAAACUAG